This is a messenger RNA of Syngnathus acus (greater pipefish), 6257 nucleotides long. Its product is annotated as VPS10 domain-containing receptor SorCS1. The coding region runs from base 1118 to 3958 and encodes 946 amino acids. Gene Ontology annotation, cellular component: membrane; Golgi apparatus. The record is from RefSeq and is a predicted model, not a curated record. Lineage: Eukaryota; Metazoa; Chordata; Actinopteri; Syngnathiformes; Syngnathidae. The transcript is spliced from 26 exons. Gene Ontology annotation, biological process: post-Golgi vesicle-mediated transport.
UAUUGAAUAAGAAAUAAACACGCAACAGAUAGAUCCUUUGAGUGAAGCAUAUUAGUGGACACUGGACAAUACAUGGAGAAGACAGGAGGGACAUUAUCUGUCACUGAAUCCGCAGCUCCUCCCCCCCAGCGUGCGAGGCUUCAAAUAAUCAAAUUCUUCAACUUGCAUCAGUUUGUCUCCAUAGCACUUUUUAGCACGCUGCAAUUGGGCGACCCCACAACUUAAGCAGCGCUUGGCAUCUUCAAAACGCAAAAGCAAUUGACGCAUCGAAAAGGCAGCAUACGGACGCAAUCUACACCAGCAACAGCUGCAGCAGCAUUUUUCUGCCGUCGACAAUGGAAAGGGAGAUGCUAUUUUUUCCGAAGUGGCACAGUGCGCUUUGGUUUGAAAUUGUGCUGAUGUUCUUGAUAUUGCAAGGCGCCAGACCCGAGAUAACUUGCAGGUCAUGUCAGGUUGGAAAUACGGUGCUUGCCCGGCAAAUCUUACUGAAAUCUUUCACAAACGAAAGUGUGACACCAUUUAAAGAAGUUGACGGUCACAGCGAUGAGGCUGGGAGAUCCCGAGCAGCAAGUGUCGGAACUCCAAGGCUCCGUCGCACAUCUUUUUCCGCUGAACGCGCUCCUGAUCGGGCAGAGGCGUUGAGAAUGACACGGAGUACAGAAACUCUGCGCUCAAAUGAAGUCGGUGACAACCGCUUUUCAGCACAAUACAACGCCACCGGCGGUGCAAAAAGAACGCGCGGCAGCAGGAGCAGCGAUGACCGCAGUCUUGGACGCCCGAGUUCUGGAAGGAGAGUGACGCGCUCAGAACUGCGCUGGAGCAGCGAAGAGAGGCGAGUCGGCGGCUCCAGGCAGGACGAGCUCAAACUUAACAGCUCCACGUUUGCCUUGACCGGGGAUUCAUCUCACAACCAAGCUAUGGUGCACUGGUCUGGCCAGAACAGCAGCGUGAUUUUUGAUGCUGACCAAAUUAUUGACUUCAACUCCACAGUGUUACUGAGAGCUCACUAUGGAGGUCAACUGACUAUGGAGCAACAUACCAGAAACUGAAUGACAAAGUUGGAGCAAAGACAAUACUCAGUUAUUUGUACGUGAGCCCAAACAACAAAAGAAAGAUUAUGCUCUUAACGGACACCGAAGUGGAGAACAGUAUUCUGAUCAGUUCUGAUGAAGGUGCAACAUACCAAAAGUAUCGACUGAACUUCUACAUCCUCAGCUUACUUUUCCAUCCCGAGCAAGAGGACUGGAUUCUGGCUUACAGUCAUGAACAAAAGCUCUAUAGCUCAGUGGAGUUUGGGAGGAGGUGGCAACUGGUUCACGAGAAAGUGACUCCAAAUCGUUUUUACUGGUCAAAAAUGGGUUUGGACAAGGAGCCAGGUUUGAUUCACCUGGAAACCACCAUCGGUGAAGGACAGGCACUGUAUGUCACCUGCAAGCUGCAGAACUGCACAGAUGCCAACAAGGGAAAACCAUUCCCUGGCUACAUUGAUGCCAAUUCUCUGGUGGUUCAAGAUGAGUAUGUGUUUGUCCAGGUGUCGACUACAGGGAAGCCAAUCUACUAUGUGUCUGCAAAGAGAGAUGUCUUUACACCAGUGAAACUGCCGAAGUACACUUUGCCCAAGGACUUGCAUGUCAUCAGUACGGAUGAAAAUCGUGUUGUGGCAGCAGUACAGGAGUGGAACCAGAAUGAAACCUAUAAUUUGUACGUGUCUGACACAUCAGGUGUCUAUUAUACUCUGGCUUUGGAGAAUGUUGUCAGUAGCAUGGGCCUUGAAGGAAACGUCAUGGUUGAUCUAUAUGAGGUGGCAGGAAUAAAAGGCAUGUUCUUGGCCAACAAAAAGACAGAUAAGCAAGUGAAGACACAUAUUACCUACAACAGAGGCAGAGACUGGAGGUUAUUACAGGCACCAAAUAAAGAUCUGCGAGGCAAUAGCAUACACUGUAUGCCACCCUAUUGUUCAUUGCAUCUUCAUCUUCAUGUCUCUGCAAAUCCCUACACAUCAGGAAGCAUAGCAAGUAGGGAGUCAGCACCUGGGAUCAUUGUGGCAUCAGGUUCCUCUGGUUCUGAGCUGACCACCAGCAAUGUCAGUGUGUACAUAACCUCGGAUGCAGGAAACACAUGGAGACAGAUCUUCAAUGAGGAGUAUGCAGUCUUGUACCUUGACCAAAGAGGAGCUUUAGUUGCAAUAAGGCAUACUCCACUUCCCAUCAGGCACUUGUGGUUAAGCUUUGAUGAAGGACGGCAGUGGAACAAGUACAGCUUCACCAAUACUCCUCUGUUCGUAGAUGGUGUGCUGGGAGAGCCAGGGGAAGAGACACUAAUCAUGACGAUAUUUGGCCACGUCAGUCAUCGCUCGGAGUGGCAGUUGGUUAAAAUAGACUUCAGGUCUAUCUUCAACAGGAGAUGCUCAGAGGCAGAUUAUCAAACGUGGCACCUUCACGAUCAGGGAGAGCCCUGCCUGAUGGGAGUGAAAAGAAUCUAUAGAAAGUUGAAGCCCACAUCCAGGUGUGUUAUGGGAAAGCUGUACUCGGUCUCAAUGUCAUCAGGUCCUUGUGACUGCACAGAGGCUGAUUUUGAAUGUGAUUAUGGCUAUGACCGACGAACUGAUGGCAAGUGUACUCCUGCCUUUUGGUUCCAUCCAUCAGCGAUGUCCCGGAGUUGCCCCACAGGGAUGACCUUCCUGAACAGCACUGGUUACAGGAAGGUGGUCUCAAACAAUUGUACAGAUGGAGUCAUUGUGGAGUACACAGCCAAAAGGCAGUAUUGUCCCAUGCAAGCCCCCAAAGGACUUCACCUGGUCACCAGUGAGGGUACACUGUCAGCUGUACUGGGCACCAAUGUCACCUUUCUCGUCUUUCUGGAGCAGGGUGAUGCUACACGAACAAGCGUCACAUUGGACUUUGGAGAUGGUCACGCUUUGACAUAUUCCAAUCUGAGCUCCAUUGAGGAUGGGAUCAAACACAUCUACAAAAAUGUGGGGAUCUACCGGGUGACUGCAGCAGGAAAAAAUAGACUCGGAACAGAGACUGCGGUUCUCUAUCUACACAUAAUCUGUCCGCUGGAAUCCAUCCAUCUCUCAGCUCCCUUUGUAGCUGUGAAGAACAAGGAAGUGAACCUCACAGCGAUUCUGUGGCCUAACCAAGUGGGAACAGUUACGUAUAUCUGGUGGAUUGGAAAUAGCACUGAGCAGCCCAUAAUCACACUUGAGGCAAGUGUGACAUGCACAUUUUCCCAGGAAGGCAUCAGCACAGUCACCGUGCAGGUGUCUGCAGGGAAUACUAUUCUGCAGGAGCGAAAGGCCAUCUCCAUCCAUGAAUAUUUCCAAUCUCAUCUGCUGGCCUUUUCUUCAAACUUGGACGACCACAACCCUGAUGUUCCAGAGUGGAGGCUGGAUGUGAGCCGAGUCAUCAAGAAUUCACUUAUCCAGGCCACAGGUGUGAAUGGGGAUUAUCUUCUGGUAACUGUCCUCCCAGGUUUGCCCACAACAGCAGAAUGUUUCCUCCUGCUUGACAGACAGCUGAUUGAAGAAGAACACAAGAAGAAGUCUGCUCAUUUAAAUCAUCUCUCCGAGAUGAUGCUAAGUGCCUUGAAUCAAAAUCUGGUUCAGUUCACCCUGCGACCUGGAGUCCAGGUCACAGUCUACGCAGCACACCUAUCAGCAGCACCGCUAGUGGACAGCAGCGAGAACCACAGUACCCCUGCCAUGUUGAUGUUGCUAUCAGUUGUGGUUGUGGGUUUAGCUGUAUUUGUCAUCUAUAAAUUCAAGAGGAAGAUCCCAGGCCUCAACGUCUAUGCGCAGAUGCAGAAUGAAAAGGAACAAGAAAUGAUAAAUCCAGCUAAUCCAACAGAAGCCACGCCCAGCUCCCAGCAGGACGUGAUUCAUUCUUUGGAGACUUUGGACACAGCGUUUAACUCACGGCUCAUCGGUAAACAUGUUUAUGGAGUUUCAGUUUUGUAAGGAUUUGUCAUACCUCUGUGAUUGUGUACAGAUUCUCUCAUGAAACUCAUACUACACUUUUGUAUUUAUUUAUUUAUUAGAAUUUAAGUGAUCCAGUCCAGCAGUGCAUGGAAACAUAAAAGCAAAAUGAGUAUGAUGAGCAAUGCAUCUGUGAAUCCUAAGAGCUUUAUAUUCAUGCUCAGCACAGGUCUAAUUAUAUGCAGCGCCACCAAGUGUUGGUAUUGUCACAACUUAGUGCGUUUGCAAGCAAGAAGUUGGCACCAUCGUGGGGGUGAAUAUAGCUGACUUGAUUUGCAGCCAAUUGAAAUGUCUCCUCUUAUUACCUCUAAAAUCAUUGCACAAGACGCACUAUCCUUGACAUGGCAGAAAAACUGAUUUGCGAAAGGCAGAAGCAUGCAAAGUACGUUUGUAAGGAACUGUGAGUAAACCUUGUCGAGCAGGUGAUUUAAAGUUGGCUAAACCAAUCAUAGAUCACUGCUUUAACUAUAAUAAUAAUGCUUUCAAUUAAUUUAUUUCUACAAUGAUUCAGAAGUUGUUGUCAUAUUUAGGAAUGAAAUCCCAUGACAUCCACCACACAUCCAGUAUCCUCAGAAUCCAACAUUUCAGAAUCCAAAUUUCUAGCCAUUACCUGCAGCAAUAUUCAGAUCUGGUACCAGCAGGAGUGAAGUUUAGUCUACAUUCAGCCUUCAAAUUCUCAGUUGCAAUGGGGACGUGUCAAAUUAAACACCCUUGGUACACCGCAACGCAAAGCAUACCACCCUUUUGCCAGAUUCCUAAACACACUAAAUGAGGCUUGCACGAAAAUCAAUAUGUGCCAGUUUUUACACUCAAGCGCAUCUGUGCUAUUUAUGAAUAUAGCGCCUUAGUUCAGAUAUAUCAAAUUGAGCUAAUAUUCUCUCCACCAUCGCCAUCUCACCAAUCAUUUUUUUUGUCAAUAUUUAAGUCAAUAACUAAAAUAAUAAUAUUAAAUAUUAUGGCAAUAAGCAGUUUUGGCAAAAACUACAGUUCUUUCAGCAAUGGAUUAUUUUGCGCUUUAUAAAUAUGAUCAGACAUUGCAUCUAUUUACUGUUACCAUUGCUAUCAACAAAGCUAAGUCAAAUUUAUUUAUAUAGCCCUUAAUAAACAUAAAAAAAAAAGCACAUUCUUUCACAGUUGACCAAUGCAUACACUAUAUUAACCCUUGUCGUAGUGUCAGGGUGGGUGUGAUAAUAAACCUAUCUUGGUGUGUAAGUUCAUUUACUUUGCCUAAAAAACAACAACAACAACUAGAUCUCUGUGAAUUAACAAAAUACUGUAGAACUUGGCCUUGCUGGGCCUGGCCUCCGUUGCUUCCCUAUCACAACAGGCACUCCAUUUCUCUUAUCUAGAAAUUCCCCAAAAUGACAAUUAAUAAAAAAAAUAUAUGAAUCAAAUGUUGUUCUUAGAUAUGAUGUACAAUGUACUCAUUCAUCUUUUGGGAGAUCGUGUUAAACAUUUUAAACUAAAGACCUGUGGUUAACCUGAAAGAAUGUCUUUUUGAUGAAAGGUAUUCAUUAAUCUCACUGCUGCCAAGAUGUUAAAUUAUUGUGUGCUAGCUCUCACCUGAUCUGGUCCUCGAGGACCUGUCUUGCAUGUUUUAGAUGUUUCGCUUCUUCAACAGACUUGAUCAAGUUCCUGGAGAGCUUGCUGAUGAGCUGAUCAAUUGAAUUUGACACAUGUGCCCUAAAAUAUAUCACCCCAAAAUCCUAAUCGCGUGUGCAAAGUUUUGCAUUUAAUAAAAUGACAUUGUUGCUUUGUUUUCCCUAGGAUGUAAGAAACCACAUGUUCAUGUGAAAUUCUCCACUGAAUUACCCUCGUACGUCGUCUAAUUUAUGGACUGGAACACCACUACUGCUGCAUCAUACAUUUGUUUUCAAUAAUGUUGGACAAUAAUGUGUUUUUUAGCUUUUUACCUGUGCAUGUUGGACUGUGCUGACAUAUAGUGUACUCUAUUACAAACCAGAGGAAACUUUUCUUUAAACAUAUAGCCAAUACAUUUUAUUUUUAUUACAUCGUAAUUUAUACUAGCCACACCAAUAUUUCAAUGAUGGCAUGAUCAAGAAAGGUGACACAUGUCAUAAGAAGCAAUGUAUUAGUUUUGCCUACCUGAGGAGACUUAUAUGGUGUGUGUGGAGCAAAUAGCGCCAGUUAAUUAUUUAUUCAGAUUAAUAUAUAUUUGUUCUUGAUGUUAAUUAUUUAAUUUGUAAAUCCCGAAUGUCAAACUGUUAAUAGUAUACAGUAUGUAUUUCAAUAACAAGUGUUACAUAAAAUGAAAAUUUAA